UUCACGUGAAUGUCAACUACACCUUGGGUCAGUUAUGAGCUCAAUAAGCCAAAGUACCAAACUUCGAAAAUUAAGUAUCUCGUCGUAUUUUGUAACGACAAACUGGAAUUAUCUGAGGACAAUAAGUUGACCAUGUGCAGUUCGAAAAAUUCUUACCCAUUUCAAUUUGAAAGUAUGGAUAUAUGCCAAAUUCCGGUGCUUCAAGAUAUGUUAGUAACAAACACUUCAUGUAAAUUUUAUAAAUUUGCAACAGGUGAUCAAACGAUUGACGAAUUCUGUCAGCGCUUGAUGUUGUCAAGUACAAAUAAAAAGAUAUUUAAUAAGAAAUGUUUAACUUCAGAGUUUGAAGUACACUUGAAAAAAAGCUUUCUAACGAAGCUUAUAUUUCUGGACAAUCAACCUUGCAGAGAAAGUUUAAAAAACCAAUUAAAAGAUGAAAUUGAAUGCAAUGAAAAAGAUUACUUGAAGUUACAAAAUAAAUUGAUAAAAUAUACUUCUAUAGCUAAAAAGAGUAUCAGCAAUGAAAAUUUUCAAUUAUUAAUGUCUUUAUUGAAUGAUAUGUUUGUUUAUAAGAAUAUAUCAGCAGUUAAAACAAAAAGUUAUCACACUAGCAAUGUAAUUAAUAUUUUGUAUAAAAAAAAAAUUACAUAUCUGAUAAAUGUAGACUCCACUAAUAAUGGAAGUAUCAAAUUUGAUGACUUUUUCCCCAAGAAAAAGAAAGAAAAAAGUAAGUUUUCAUUGAAUGACUUAUACACUUUUUUCUGUAAUGAGUACACAAAAAAUUCAAACAUAAAAUUUUUUGUUAUUUACACCAAUUCAGAGUUCAAUUUUACCGAUAAUAAUGUAAUUCAAAAUAACAAAUCUGAGCAGUACUAUCCAUUAAAAUUGAACAAAAUAGAUGUAUCUAAAAAAAGGUACAAAAUAUUUCAAAAUUGCUCCAAAUUGAAUAAAUCAAUGUUGUUUGAGUUUGCAUCUGAAGAUUAUGAUGCUCUUUUAGAAUUGCUUAAUCCUCCCAAUGGUAUUGAAUAUGAGAUAGAUGUAGAAAAAGAAAAAAAUAACAAAUUGUUGUUUUUGCAUACUCUUAUUAUUGCUACCGGACAAACAAAAAUGACAGAUACAGAUAUUCUUCUCCAAAACGAACAGCAGCAGCUUCCUUACAAUCUUGACCAGUUACAAGAAGUAACUUUAAGAUGGCUAGAAUUUCAGAAGCAUCAAAUAAUGACAUUAAGAACCAUGAGAUUGCUUUUAACUGAUAUACAAAAUAAUAGAACAAGUCGCAAAUACUUAAAAUAUUCCAAUGUCGCAGAUGAAUGGAAACUGACCAGGUCUCUUUGUCGUACAAUACUCUUACAAAGAAAUGAAUUAUUUGAUUUUUUAAUUAAUGGUAGAGGAAAAGUAUUUAUACAGCACUUUAAAAAUGCAGGCAUUGAUUUAAGAAGUAUUGCUAAUGUUAUGAGAGGUGUUCCUGAAAAAUACUUAUUCGAUGCAUUUGAAGCUUUUCACAAUUUUUGGUUUGAUGAAAAAGGAAAUAAAACCAAAAAUUUUUUACUCUUGGAAAAGAAUCAUUUGAAUAUUCAAACUGUUUGUAACAUUGCCAGAAUGUCCCAUAUUGAUGCAGUGGAUAUUAUUCAAAAUUUGUUUGAUUUGUGGUUUGAUAGUCUUGGCGGUAAAACUAAAUAUUUAUCCUCUUUAGAAAGGGAAGGAAUUAAUUUUACAGUUCUCGGAGCUAUGCUUAAUGGCUCUCGCCAUGAGAGUCGAUUAGUACAUGAAAAUUUAUAUAAUUUAUGGUUUGAUGAGGAAGAUAACAAAACAAAAUAUGUAACCAAUUAUGAAAACAAUAACUUAUCUCUUUCUAAAGUAGCUAAUAUUGCAUAUUGUGGUGGAAUGAAUUGUGUUGAAACAUUAAAAGAUCUUCAUGAUUUGUGGUUUGAUGAAGAAGGUAAUAAGACUAAGUAUCUUUUUAUUUUAGAAGACCACAACAUUGAUUUUCAUAAGUUCAUACAAGCCUUAUAUGGAUCUAGGACUAGAGCUGUUUAUUCAUUUAAACAAUUUUAUUAUGCUUUAUUUGACAAAGAUGGUAAUCCUACUAAAAAUUUGCAAUAUCUGAGAAAAGCCGGAGUUAAAUUUUCUGUAAUAUCUACUUUACUAUAUAGUUCUGGAAAUUGUGAUCUGAAAAUCACAAUAUUAAAAUUGAUGAUAUUUGUAAAAUUAUUAGGGGACAGCCAGCCAAGGCAUCUAAAAUUUUCAAAGAUUUCUAUAAUUUUCUAUUUGAUGAAGAAGGUAAAAAAAAAAGAUUUUUGAAAACUUUUGAGAACUAUGGCAUUAGUAUCAAUCAUUUAACAAAAAUGAUACGAAAUUCGAAUGUUCAUGCCAUCAACCUUUUGACUGAUCUUUCCAACUUAUGGUUUGAUGAAAAUGGGCAAAAAAGUUACUACAUUCAAUGUUUUGAAAAUAACAAUUUAGACCUUCUUAAAAUUAUGCAAUGUUUAAGGAGCUCUCGUAAUGGAGCAGUUAAUUUUUUUAAAGCUUUAUAUGAAUUUUUCAUUGAUC
Molecule: messenger RNA, 2550 nt
Organism: Trichogramma pretiosum
Lineage: Eukaryota; Metazoa; Arthropoda; Insecta; Hymenoptera; Trichogrammatidae
Exons: 2
Coding region: 10-2301 (763 amino acids)
Source: RefSeq, a predicted model, not a curated record